CUCUUCCUUCAUCAUUUGUCCUUUUUCCCCCUCUUCUUCGCCUCCCUCCUCCCAUGUUGAAGGCAUUCUGCAGGCCACUGGGGGGCUUCUUUGCAUUUUGAAGUAGUCGUAACCAGCAUAGUAUGCGUGGUUGGCGUCGUUGACGUGAGUGGCGUUGACGUGUGGAAGUUCCAUGCGCAGACGUAGAGGUAGUGGAGCUGUAUACCAGAUGUCCACUUGAUCCGCGCAUCUCCAUGUCCAGUUGCUGACGAGGGUGCCAUGGGACCUACGAUGCAAACUCCAAAACAUGCUCAGCUAUUAUACACACCUGCAACCUGGACAAAACACUGAUGCGCAGAUGGCUCCUGACUCAUACAGUCUAAGUCAAAUUUUAGAGGACUGCAGUCGAGAUCCUCGAAAGACCCCGGAUGGUUCCCAAACACCCUGGAACACCCAGAGGUCCACAGAGAUCCAGGAUACACGAUCAUCACUGGCGCCAUCAUCGCCAUCGCCAGUACUGGCGAGGAGCGUCCCCACAUGGUCGAUUUCCUGCCCCCACAUACACAACGUUUUCAUUUCGGACUCACAAGCUUACCUUGGGUCCUGAGCGUUUUACUCAGUUGACAAGUGACUAUGCACUAUCAUCUUGGCAAGCAUGCAGCUGAAGGUGUGAGCGAAUGCAUUCGUCAACAACGUCAUCCGCAGGCGUUUCUCUGGCGACCACUUCCUGACUGCCAGCAGAUCGCAUCUGGCAGACGUUCUGUGUGCCAAGCAUUCGUCUACGAUGAAAGUAGUUUUUGCAUGCUCUGCUCAUGUCGGCCAUUUGAACCCCACUCUUCCUGUGGUGAAGGCGCUGGUCAGCUUGGGGCACGAGGUUCAUUACAUUUGUUUUGAGACGAUGCGAGCCAAGAUCGAAUCCGCUGGAGCAAAGUUUCAUUCGUGUGAAGAUAUCCAACCAGAGCUUUAUGCACGGCGCUCGUUAGCCCCUGGUGGCAUAGGAGCCUGUAACGCUAUCAUGGGCGAGCUUGGUCUCGAUACCUCAUCGGUCUUGUCGAUGCUGAUGACGUUGAACUUAUCUCUGGAGAAAGAGUUACCAGGGACCUUGCGUUUCUUCAAGGAUAUUCGGCCAGAUGUCGUAGUGUAUGAUCCGCUCGUCUUCUGUCGGUAUGCUGCGCAUGGUGCUGCAGUUAUGGGUAUUCCAGCUGUCGGACUGCUGACGCUCGCAGGACCUGGGGCCAUGCGCUUACAUACACCUGCCGUCUUGCACCCCUUGACCAUUGCGGACAUAGAUUAUGCGGUGCGUGAGUUUACUCCUCAUGCCGAAGCCACAGCUCGCAUUAAUGACAAACACAGCAUGCAAUUGCGGCCUGGAAUCUUGUUUCCAGAUGGCUACAUGGAUUCCUGCCGUGGCAAUACCAUUAUUGUAACGACUUCGGAAGACUUGCAAGACCCGAUGACUCCAGAGCUAUCCGCAGCUUACACGCAGGAUGGCGCAAGAUUUGAGUAUGUCGGGCCCCUGCUCGCGCUGGCUUCUCAGGAGAUAUUGCAGGACAAGCAUGCUGGGAAUUCAACAGACAUAUCUCACGUCAGUGCCCAUGGGGUCGGCGAAUCUAUUGAUGCGAGUGCGCAGGGCACGAGAAGCAGGGCGGCAAGUGGUCAUGAGUAGCAUGGGCACUUUGGUGACGUCCAACCAUAGUAUCAACGGAUGGGAUGCCCGAUCAGGUUCCUCGAGUAUAACGGGAAAACAAUUAUGUCAGGCUGUUUGGGCUGGAACAUUUGAGGCAAUCGGUUCAGAAGCCGCGGAUUCUGGUCCACUGAUCGUUGUUGCCCUUGGAUCUCAAGCUGAUCCUCUUGGCGAUAUCGCUGUGCCAGCCAAUGCUGUUUGUGUGCCUUUUUUUCAGCAGGUAGACAUACUGCAUGCCGGCGCAGACCUGUUUCUGACACAUGGUGGCCAGAACAGUUUCACAGAGGCUAUGUUCUUUGGCACUCCCGUCGUUGUUUGUCCAGGAUUCGGCGACCAAGUUGUGAACGCGCAGAAGGCAGUAGAUUUAGGCGUGGGCGUGAAAGUGGACAGGCCCAUGGGGAACGCCGACACAGAUGGUGUUGCGACGCGUUCCUACAGGCAAGAAGUGUGCAACGCAGUUACCACUGUACUCUCACAGCUCGAAUUCAAAGAAGCUGCCAUGACUCAGGGACAUAGGCUCCGUGAUGCUGGGGGGGUGCCUCGGGCAGUUGACUUGGUAUUGGCAGCCGCCGCCGACGCGAAGCGCGAACAGAGCGAAUCAAUAGAGGAUAACACAGCGGUUGCAGGUCGUGGUGGUGCAUAAUCAGAAGGAUGCAUAUUACUUGCGUAAUAUCGCAUUUGAGUACAGUGUGCACGCGGAUAGCUUUUGCAGACGUGAUGUCGGUGGAACGCAUACCGAAGCAGAGUGGCACAGAGCCACUGAGUACAGUGUGCAUGCGGUAGCUUGGCAGACGCGAUGUCAGUGGAAUGCAUAUUGAAGCAGAGUAGCAAAAUGUUACGCUUCUUGUGCAUUGAACGCUUCGCUGCCCUCGUUGAGUGGGGCAUAUGCCCCCACGCGAGGGAACCAUCCUGCACGAGUUGACUGGGCCAGGCUCGCUCAGUUGGAGAACCAAAAGCAUCUUCUCCUUGUUCCUGCUUCUGUGCAGCUCCG
This is a messenger RNA of Prorocentrum cordatum, 2654 nucleotides long. NCBI's taxonomy places the organism in Eukaryota, Dinophyceae, Prorocentrales, Prorocentraceae. The record is from the annotation of a GenBank genome assembly.